AUGGCUGCAGAACAAAAGACCCCUGGACAGAUUCAACGUGAAGAGGAAGAAGCCAGAAAAAAAAUGAAGCGUCUGGCGAAAGGAGGUGGUAUUGAAGGACGUUUACCAAUGAAAAGGUUGUUUCGUCAAAGAGCCCAUGCAAAUGUUUUGUCUGAUCAUGAAUUGGAAUAUCCUAGAAGCCCCGCCGAAAUGGAUUGGACACCGUUUUAUCCAGACUUCCCAGAAGACUCUGGCAAGAAGGUGGAGAUUGUGGACAUUGGCUGUGGUUAUGGCGGUCUUACCGUAGCCCUUGGUCCUCAUUUUCAAGAUUCGUUGGUUUUAGGAAUGGAAAUUCGAAUGCAGGUCACCGACUAUUUGAAGGAAAAGAUUCAGGCCAUACGUUAUCGAGCAGAGCAUGAGGAACCGGUUGUUGGAGGUUAUAAGAAUAUUUCUGUCUUACGAAUGAACUGUCAAAAGUUUUUGCCAAACUUUUUCGAAAAAGGACAACUCACGAAAAUGUUUUUCUGCUUUCCAGAUCCUCACUUCAAAGCUCGUAAACACAAGAACCGUAUCGUUACCAGUACCUUGGCUUCAGAAUAUGCUUAUUUCAUUCAGCCUCAUGGAAGACUUUACACCAUUACUGAUGUAGAAGAACUCCAUCUUUGGAUGGCGGAAACCCUUGACAAGCACUCCCUCUUCCGUCGCCUUUCCAAAGAAGAAGAGGAUGCGGAUAUCUGUGUUGCUCUUAUGACAAAUGAGACGGAAGAAGGAAAGAAGGUUGCUAGAAAUGGUGGAAAGAAAUUUACUGCUUGCUAUGAGCGAUUGCCAGACCCCGCGAAAUAA
Schizosaccharomyces osmophilus is the source of this 822-nucleotide messenger RNA. It is a transcript of the gene trm8, whose product is annotated as tRNA (guanine-N7-)-methyltransferase catalytic subunit Trm8. NCBI's taxonomy places the organism in Eukaryota, Fungi, Ascomycota, Schizosaccharomycetes, Schizosaccharomycetales, Schizosaccharomycetaceae. The record is from RefSeq and is a predicted model, not a curated record. Bases 1 to 822 code for a protein of 273 amino acids. The transcript has 3 exons. Gene Ontology annotation, molecular function: tRNA (guanine(46)-N7)-methyltransferase activity. Gene Ontology annotation, biological process: RNA (guanine-N7)-methylation; tRNA methylation. Gene Ontology annotation, cellular component: tRNA methyltransferase complex.